Molecule: messenger RNA, 1305 nt
Organism: Trypanosoma brucei brucei TREU927
Lineage: Eukaryota; Euglenozoa; Kinetoplastea; Trypanosomatida; Trypanosomatidae
Product: tubulin tyrosine ligase protein, putative
Exons: 1
Coding region: 1-1305 (434 amino acids)
Biological process (GO): microtubule cytoskeleton organization; protein polyglutamylation
Cellular component (GO): cilium
Molecular function (GO): tubulin binding; ATP binding; tubulin-glutamic acid ligase activity
Source: RefSeq, a predicted model, not a curated record
AUGCCGGCGGUAGGGGAGCGCCGGGGCAGGGUAGGUCCAAUACGCUUCCGUACAUUUCUGCGCAAUACAGUGCUUGACGUGAUGCGCAGUCGUGGUUGGCUGGAGACGGAUAGUGAACUUGCCUGGGACCUCUUUUGGGCUGACGUGUGCUGGAUCCGUGAAGCGUAUGACCAUGUGCGUUUGGACGAUGCACAGCGGAUUAAUCACUUUCGUAAUCACUUUGAACUAACGCGAAAGGAUCUCAUGGUGAAGAAUUUGAAGCGGAUGCGCAAGACCUUGGAGCGUGAGGGCCGGUCGGAGGAGGCAACGGAGUUCGAUUUCUUUCCCACAACUUUUUCUCUUCCACAGGACUACGGACUUUUUGAGAUGGAAUUCCGGCGUCAGCCCAAUGCGGUUUGGAUUAUGAAGCCCCCCGCGAAGGCACAGGGAAAAGGCAUAUUCCUUUUCUCAAAAAUAUCUCAGAUAUCAGAGUGGCGCAGGGAAUACAAGGCCCGACAGGGCGGCCUUAACGGUGAAAAGUGUGGCUCCACGUACGGCACAGAGCAAGUGGAACCGUACCUAGCACAGCGUUAUAUUGAGAACCCUCAUUUGGUCGGUGGAAAGAAGUAUGACCUGCGUGUGUACGUUCUCGUAACCUCCUACUCGCCUCUGACAGUGUGGUUGCAUCGCACGGGUUUUGCUCGCUUCUGCCACCAGCGGUUUUCCCUCAAAGAUAUUGAUAACACAUUUAUUCACGUAACAAAUGUUGCCGUGCAGAAAACGAACCCGAAAUAUACACCCUCCUCUGGGUGCAAGUAUGGGCUUCGAAACCUGAGGCAGUACAUUACAGCGUCGUGUGGGGUCCAGGUGGCGCAGAAGCUUUUUGACGACAUACAGAAUAUGAUUCUCCGUUCCUUGAAUGCUGUGCAGAGGGUAAUUGUCCAGGACAAACACUGCUUUGAACUUUACGGUUACGAUAUCAUGAUUGACAGUGAUUUGCAUCCGUGGCUUAUAGAAACGAAUGCUUCGCCAUCACUCUCAGCCGAAACGCCUGCCGACUACCACCUGAAGUUUAACCUGCUUGAGGAUAUGUUCAAUGUUGUUGACCUCGAGAAACGGAGAACGGGCGACGAGGUGCGUGUCGGUGGGUUUGAUAUGAUUUGGCGGAACGGCCCCAUGGGGUCUUCGGCAGGCAGUGACGGGAAAGGGUGUUCGACGGCCCAUUCGUUUCUCGGUUGCGCCAACGAGUAUGAAAUACCCAUCACCCAUAUGCGGAUGCCUCCGCGGCUGCAGCAGAUGGAUAGCAGUGAGCGCCUUCUGACGUAG